Molecule: messenger RNA, 2802 nt
Organism: Desarmillaria tabescens
Lineage: Eukaryota; Fungi; Basidiomycota; Agaricomycetes; Agaricales; Physalacriaceae
Exons: 10
Coding region: 1-2802 (933 amino acids)
Source: RefSeq, a predicted model, not a curated record
AUGAGAUUGCAGGAUCACCCUCUCUUAGUGUGGAAGUCCGAACGCGGUGUCUUUCUCGAUGAUAUUCUGCAGUUAGAGGUGCCUGCAUCCGGUACUCACGAAGAAUGCGAUAAAUGUGGCCUGAAUCAAGCCAGAUUACGUUGUCUCACAUGUAUCGACACUAGGAUGUUAUGCAAGACCUGUAUUAUUGAAAUACACCAAGGUAUGCCACUGCACAAGAUAGAGGAAUGGAACGGCUCUUAUUUUGAGAAAACGUCACUGGGUGCUCUUGGUCUGGUUAUCCAGCUCGGUCAUCAACUAGGGCACAUGUGUACUCUUCCUGCCGUCGUCAAGCCAUUCAUUAUCAUUGACGUUGAUGGAAUACAUACAGUGCAGAUGGGAUUCUGUAACUGCAUGCGAGCUGUUGAGCGAUACCGUCAGCUCCUUCAAAGUCGUUUAUGGCCUGCAACAACCAUUUAUCCUCGGACUGCCGCAACCUUCCGUGUCCUUAAUCUGUUUCAAGUACUGUCAUUCAUGUCCAAGGUGUCUGGCUAUGAAUUCUAUCACACCCUCACACGUCUGUCAGAUAAUACAGGCAUGCAUCCUCCCCCUGAUCGAUAUGAGUCUUUUCUACGAAUUGUGCGUGAAUGGCGGCACUUACGGGCCAUGAAGCGCUUUGGCCGAGGUCACGAGCCUGGGGGUAUCGAAGCAACUCAGCCCGGAGAGCUAACGCUGCGUUGUCCAGCAUGUCCCCAUCCUCACGUUAAUUUGCCCAACGGAUGGGCCAAUGAUAUGGAAAAACGAUGGAUAUAUCGCUUAUUCCUUGCGAUUGAUGCCAAUUUCCACCUUCGGCGCUUGAAUGUAUCGAAUGAAGACAGUGAUCCCAGCCUCAACCUCAGAUACGCUUAUUUUGUGGACGAGGCAAAAUUCAGGUUGCAUCUGGAGGCCUAUGGCAAUGUUAUUCCAGUAGAGGAGAAGAGUACAUGCAAUAAUCAUGACGCCGUGAAGCUCGCGAACAGUCGAGGUGGUCAAGGUGCUGCGGCGACGGGUGUAGGUGCCGUGGUUUGCAGUCGCCAUGAUAUGAAGCGUCCGUUAUCCGUGGGGGAUCUACAAAAGGGAGAGAGAUACAUUAACAUGGACUAUUUUGUUCUUUCAACGCUUUCGUGCGACACUCCUCCUACAUUGGUCAUCUCCUACGACAUAGCCUGUCAAUGGCACAAAAACUUUUUUGCUCGAAUUGAACAAUAUCCUCCUGAGCUCAGACCGCACCAACUUGAACGAAACAUCCUUUACCUUGUUCCAAAGUUUCAUUUACCUGUGCAUAUCCUAAAAUGUCGUAACAACUUCUCUUUCAACUUCUCGGCCAAAGUUGGAAGAACUGACGGUGAGGCACCAGAUACAAAGGAGAUGGGGCCAGGUUCUCGCUGGGAUACUUUGGAUGAUCACUUCGGGGAUUAUAAUUGGCGAAAGAUCAUUAUUAUGGCUCAAACUAUCUGCGAGAGAUUUAAGGAUGCGUUCAGUGCACGUGCACAACAUGUGGCUGAGUUCAUCAGCUACGAAGAUGCUUUACACCGGGAGCAUUCGACAGUGAUUGAUGAAUGGAGAAAAAUGGUUCUUCUCUGGGAAAGCGACCGUAGUCACCCAAAUCCCUUUGCUCCGACGUUGCGCCAUACGUCCCUAAAUCUCAGAGUCGCUAAUUGCAUUUACAAAUCAUCAACAGCUGUAACCGAAAACGCCGUGCGCUUAGAGUUGGCUCAGGAAGAAAAAAAGGAAGCGAGCAUAGAAAUAUGUCAUGAUGUAAGUCCGAGCGAGUUUAUCGCUCAGGGUCUGCAGUUAGAAGAGGCGCAAGUAAGGCUCACCGACGACAUCAAAGAACUUGGUACACAUUCAACGGACCUCCAGCGGACAAGGGUUCAACAACAGUCAAAUCGUAUUUCCCGUAAAAUCGAGGCUUGGAUUGAAGUACAGAAGGUAUACAUGCCCAAGACCAGCCUACUUCGCACCCAGGAUGAUGACCGACACCCUCCCGGCACUGAGAUUCAUGCGACAAAAAUUCCUCUGUAUCUUCCCUCAGCAGCACUUCGACUCGGAGCCAUCAAAAUAAAGAAUUCGGUUGUCGAGGAUGAACACCGGCUCCGGCUUGCUCAGGCUCAUGAUACUUUGGCAACGCUUCGCGACCAUCUACUGUUGAAGUCAUAUCUUGUAAUAUGGCGGCAGCGAUUUUCACGAGGUCAAUGGUACGGCACUAAAGCAAAUACCUUGAUGCACAGAGUGGAAAAGAAAAUAGAUGCUGAUGCGACCCGCUAUCGACAUAUUUACGUGGCGUUGGACACGCUGUCGAGCAGGUUGGGACGACACAAAUGGAAAGCGAGCCUCUCACCUCUGAAGGUGGAGGAUAUUCGUGGACUAGACAAUUACAAUGAGUCGCUCUCGGAGGGACAGCGCUCAUUGUCUUGGAUCUGGAAGACUCGGUUGCAAGGUGGAAAGGAAGGAUUACAAGAAGCAUUGCGUAUCGAAUGGUGCAAGUCCCGUGCUCGUGCACAGCAUUGGCAGGAGGAGUGUGUGCUUCUGACUGAGGAAAUGCGUCGUGUGCAGGUGACAUUCCAGUACUACGCAAACAUGUGGAAGGACCGAGAGAGUAAAGUGGACUCACCAGGGGCAUGGGCAUAUGCCCUAAAACAGGUGGCUCUGUGGCGUGAACUUGAAGAAAAUGCAUGCGAGCAGUGGGAUGUAUUAUUAGACCUCUAUGACUAUCACGAUGUCGACGAAUAUAUCACUGUUUCUAGUCGAAUACAUGGGCAAUCGCAUCAUACUGCUGGGUGA